Diplodia corticola is the source of this 5247-nucleotide messenger RNA. Its product is annotated as dna topoisomerase ii. Gene Ontology annotation, molecular function: DNA binding; ATP binding; DNA topoisomerase type II (double strand cut, ATP-hydrolyzing) activity. The coding region runs from base 1 to 5247 and encodes 1748 amino acids. The record is from RefSeq and is a predicted model, not a curated record. NCBI's taxonomy places the organism in Eukaryota, Fungi, Ascomycota, Dothideomycetes, Botryosphaeriales, Botryosphaeriaceae. The transcript is spliced from 3 exons. Gene Ontology annotation, cellular component: nucleus. Gene Ontology annotation, biological process: DNA topological change; resolution of meiotic recombination intermediates; sister chromatid segregation.
AUGUCCUCCGAAGACGAGUCUGCUUUUGAGGUCUCCGACGGCUCCGACUUUGAGGCGGAGCCCGUCACGAAGAAGCCAGCUGCGAAAGCUUCAACCCUUAAGAAACCUGCAGCCCCGAAACGUGCAGCGAAGAAGAAAGAGCCGCUACAACAAGUUCACAACGACAGUUUUGUCCGUGACGACGAGGAUACCAUCAUGAGCGACGCAUCAGCACCGCUUGCGAAGGUGGCCAAGGCCGCGCCAGGCAGCGCGACCGACAAGUACCAGCGACUCACUCAGCUUGAGCACAUCCUCAAGCGUCCCGACACCUACAUUGGCUCCGUUGAGCGGGACUCGAAACACAUGUGGGUCUUCAACUCGACAACCGAGUCCAUGGAAAUGCGCGAAGUCAGUUUCGUGCCCGGUCUUUACAAGAUCUUCGACGAGAUCCUCGUCAACGCCGCCGACAACAAGCAGAACGAUAAAAACAUGAACGAGAUCAGGGUCAAGAUUGACCGCAUCUCGGGGGAAAUCAGCGUCAAGAACAACGGCAAGGGUAUCCCCAUCGAGAUCCACAGCAAAGAAGGCAUCUACAUCCCAGAGCUGAUUUUUGGUCACUUGCUCACGUCAUCCAACUACGAUGACAACCAACAGAAGGUCACCGGAGGCCGGAAUGGUUACGGAGCCAAGCUUUGCAACAUUUUCAGCACAGAGUUCAGCCUGGAAACCGCCGAUUCUCGUGUUGGGAAGAAGUACAAGCAGACGUGGACGGAAAACAUGGCAAAAUGCGGCAAGGCCAAGAUCACAUCACACAAGGGUGAUGACUACACCAUGGUUUCCUUCAAGCCCGACUUCGCCAAGUUUGGUAUGGAGGGCAUGGACGAUGACUUUGAGGCUCUCUCCAAACGCCGUGUUUACGAUCUUGCGGGGACGUGCAAGGGCGUCAAGGUAUACCUCAACGGAGAACGUAUCAAGAUCCGGACCUUCAAAGACUACAUGAAGAUGUACACCAAGGCGAUCAAGUCUGAGCAGAUUGCCAGCGGAGCCAGCGGCGAGGCUGAGAAGGAAGUCAUCCUCACGGACAACCCGGACGAGAGGUGGGAGAUUGGCUUCGCUGUGUCCGACGGUUCGUUCCAACAAGUCUCGUUCGUGAACUCAAUUGCGACGACAGCAGGCGGUACCCAUGUUGGCUACAUUGCGGAUCAAAUCGUCAACAAGCUCACGGACAUUAUCAAGAAGAAGAACAAAGGCGGCUUCCAGUUGAAGCCCCAACACCUGAAAAAUCACAUAUUUCUCUUCGUCAACUGUCAGGUUGUCAACCCAGCCUUUACCUCGCAAACGAAGGAGCAGAUGACCACAAAGGUUAGCCAAUUCGGAAGCAAAUGUUCGGUCUCGGACACCUUUUUGAAGGCCAUCGCCAAAACCGAGGUUGUCAACAACAUUCUGCACUUUGCUCAGCAGAAAGCGGAUCAAGUGCUAAAGAAGUCGGAUGGUGGAAAAAGGACGCGCAUGAACCACUCCAAGUUGACGGAUGCGAACAGGGCUGGCACCAAGGAUGGCCACAAAUGUACCCUGAUCCUGACAGAGGGUGAUUCAGCCAGUUUGCUCGCCUUGGCUGGACGCGCAACCGUCGACCCGGACUUGUUCGGAGUCUUCCCGCUUCGAGGAAAGAUGCUCAACGUGCGUGACGCCUCAAUUGACCAGAUUUCCAAGAACCAAGAAAUCCAGAAUAUCAAGAAGUUCAUCGGUCUUCAGCACAAAAAAGAGUACACGGAAGUGAAGAGUCUCCGCUAUGGACACAUCAUGAUCAUGACCGAUCAGGAUCAUGAUGGAAGUCACAUCAAGGGUUUGCUUAUCAAUUUCCUGCAGGUGCAGUUCCCCAGCCUGCUCAAGAUCGAAGGCUUCCUCUUGGAGUUCAUUACUCCGAUCGUCAAGGUUUGGAAGGGCGACCCCAAGCAUCCAAAACAACUCAAGUCUUUCUUCACGAUGCCGGAGUACGAAGAGUGGAAGAGGGAUCCUACGCAUCAGAAAGGUUGGGAUCACAAGUACUACAAGGGUUUGGGUACAAGCAAACCCGAAGAUGCUAUCGAAUACUUCCAGGACCUGGAUAGACACUUGAAGGAAUUUCACACAAUGAAGGACCAAGAGGCGGAACUCAUCGAUCUUGCCUUUUCAAAGAAAAAAGCCGACGCUCGUAAGGAAUGGCUGCGGAACUUCGUGCCCGGAACUUACCUGGACAUGUCAGCCCCGAAGAUUUCGUACGAUGACUUCGUCAACAAGGAGUUGAUUCUCUUCAGCAUGGUCGACAAUCUCAGAUCCAUUCCCUCAGUCAUUGACGGUUUCAAGCCUGGCCAACGCAAAGUCUUGUAUACCUGUUUUAAGAGAAAUCUUAGAAAGGACAUCAAAGUCAACGAACUUGCUGGUUUCGUAGGAGGCUUGACGAACUACGCGUACGGCGAUGCCUCUCUCCAGCAGACAAUUGUCGGUCUCGCGCAGAACUUCGUCGGCUCCAACAACAUCAACCUUCUGGAGCCUAGCGGCAACUUCGGCUCUCGUAUCCAAGGUGGCAGUGAUGCUGCUAGUGCUCGUUAUAUUUAUACGAGACUUUCGCCCCUCGCUCGCAAGAUCUUCCAUGUGGCAGACGAGCCGCUCCUCGAGCACGACCAGGAUGACGGAAAGCCGAUCGAGCCGACCAUGUACGUACCGAUCCUUCCGAUGAUCCUUGUCAAUGGUGCAGACGGUAUCGGUACCGGUUGGAGUUCUUCGAUUCCCAACUAUAAUCCCAAGGAAAUUGUCGAGAACCUGAGGCGUAGGAUGGUAGGAGGCAAGGAGGACAUGGUUCGCAUGAAGCCUUGGUUCAAGAGUUGGGAUGGCGUGAUCGAGGAUAUGGGCGGUGACCGCUACAAGUUCACGGGUAACAUCACGCAGACGGGUGACCUCGAAGUGGAGAUAUCGGAACUGCCGAUUCGCGUCUGGACCCAAGAUUUCAAGGACAAGCUCGAGGAAAUCAUCAAGGGUGACAAGUCUCCCUCUUUCAUCAAGGACUACAGUGAAUACCACACACUGACAAAGGUUCGAUUCAUCAUCAAAAUGUCGGACCAGAAGGCAAUGGCUACGGCUCUUGAGAUGGGUUUGGAGGAGCGUUUCAAACUUUACAAGAGCAUGGCAACCUCAAACCUCGUUGCAUUCGAUCAUGAAGGCCGUAUUCACAAGUAUGCCACCGAGCUGGACAUUCUGGAGGAGUUCUACAUUCAUCGGCUCAAGUACUAUGAGAAGCGCAAGCAGAACUUGCUCGAUGAGAUGCAAAAGGAGCUUGAGAAGCUAAGCAACCAGUCGCGAUUUAUCAAGAUGAUCAUCGACGGCAAACUUGUGGUGGCGAAGAAGAAGAAGGCUGCUCUUGUGGCGGAACUCAAGAAGCUAGGUUUCAAGCCAAUUCCUAAGAACGAAGCGAAACGGCAGGGAGAAGAGGAAGAGUUCUUGGAGGAGGAAGAUUCUGAUGAGCCAGGCGCGAAUGAUUACGAUUAUUUGCUGGGAAUGGCUAUUUGGUCUCUCACGCAGGAGCGGGUUGAGAAACUCCUCAGGCAAAUUGGCGACAAGGAGCUGGAGAUCGAUGUCCUCAUCAAGAAGUCACCCAAAGAUCUCUGGAACGAAGACUUGGAGGCCUUUGUCGAGGAGUAUGACAAUGUCCUUGCAUUCGAAGCGAACGAGGCGAAGAAAGCCCGCAAUACCAAGGGAAGACGCGCAUCGGCUAAGCUCCGUAUUGGCGGGGCAGGCAAGGGUGCUAAGAAACGCAAGGCCGAUGAUAGUGAUGCGAUGAGCGACGAGGACUUCGAGGUCAAGCCCAAGAAGAAGGCUGCACCGAAGCAGAGCAGCGUCCUUACGAGCUACUUCUCAAAGUACAAUGACAAUGCAACGAACAAGGAUAACGACAACGAGUCGGAGAAGGCAAAGGCUGCAGAGCCGAAAGCGAAGGCAGCGCAGCCGAAGAAGACGAACCUUCUUUCGAGCUACAUGGCUAAGCAUGGACAGCUGAACGACAAGGACGACUUGGACUCAGUCAUGGACAUUGACGAUAGCCCAAGCACUGCAGAUGGAGAAAAAUCAGAGGAACAAUCAACGACAGCUUCGGCGGCAUCCAAAGACAAAGCUACUUCUGGCACCAAGGCCACAGCCAAAACAAAGACAGCGCAGCUCUCUGAAGACGAUAGCGAAGAUGACGUUUUCGAGGACGUUCCAUCACAGCCUGUCGCCAAAACCUCGAAGCCUGCUGCGAAGCCUGCUGCGAAACCUGCUGCAAAGCCCGCCGCAAAGCCCGCCGCAAAGCCCGCUGUCAAGCCUGCCGCCAAGCCCAAGAAGACGGUUGUGCUCAGCGAGGACGAGGGAGACGAGCUGGACGAGACUCCGCCGAAAUCAAAGGCCAAGUCUUCCACUAGCGUGAGGAAUGCCGGAAAGGCUAAGAAGACGGUAGUCAGCGACAACAGCGAGGAUGAUGACCUAGAGGAGGCUCCGACUAAGCCAAAAUCCAAGGCUACGGCGAGCUCAAAGGCACCUUCAAAAGCAAAGAAGGUGGUCAGUGAUGAUAGUGACGAUGAGGACGUCUUCGCAGCUGUUGCUAAGGAGACGAAGGCGGAGGCGACGCGCAAGCCCCGUGCCGCAGCGGCAAAGAAGACUACAUACGUCCUGUCGGACUCGGAUAGCGAUGAAGAGAUGGCCGACGAUGGGCUCGGUGACGUUAGUAACUUAGUCAAGGGCAUUGGGGGACCGGCCGGAGCGUCUGGCCGUCAGCUCUUCUCUGCGUCGAAGGCGCGGAGCAAGGGCGCUGGCCUUUCCACUGUCGCAGUUGGCAGGACUAGGCCAUCCCUUGAAGAUUCGGACCAUGACGAAUCUCAGACGGACUACACGCUUCUCGCGCCGCAGCUGUCGCCUCAGAGGCAAAUCCCACGAACUGCGAACGAAACGAUCCUGUCGGACGACGAAAUAGAUGUGGAAGCUGAGCCCCCAGCAAAGCCAGCGGCCAAGGGGCGUGGCAACAAGAACACGGUGGCGAAGGCGAAGGCGGGUGCCACGAAGGCGGCACCCAAGGCAGCAUCCAAGGCGGCGCAGAAGCCGAAGACGCUGAGUCCGGCUGCAAAGGCGUAUGCCAAGGGACGUCCGGCCAGGACUGCGGCUGCCAAGAAGUACGUCAUUGAGGAUGACGAUGAAGAGGACGAGGACGAAGAUGGCUCGGAAGCUAGCGAGGACGACUUUGAUGACGAUGACAGCGAGUAG